Messenger RNA from Balaenoptera musculus (blue whale), 894 nucleotides. It is a transcript of the gene NECAB1, whose product is annotated as N-terminal EF-hand calcium binding protein 1. Gene Ontology annotation, biological process: regulation of amyloid precursor protein biosynthetic process. Lineage: Eukaryota; Metazoa; Chordata; Mammalia; Artiodactyla; Balaenopteridae. The transcript is spliced from 11 exons. The record is from RefSeq and is a predicted model, not a curated record. Gene Ontology annotation, cellular component: cytoplasm. Gene Ontology annotation, molecular function: calcium ion binding. Bases 1 to 894 code for a protein of 297 amino acids.
AUGCAGAUGUGGCUGCUGGUGCCUAGUCCUGGGGUUCUCAGUGGUGGCAAUGGCUCAGGAAUGGCCCUGGGACACAGGAUGGGAGCAGAGGUGGCUCACAACCACUCCUGGAAUGAUGGAAAAUUGUCCUCUGAAGAAUUCAAAGCAUAUUUUGCAGAUGGUGUUCUGAGUGGAGAAGAGUUAUGUGAGCUCUUCCAUACCAUUGAUACACAUAAUACCAACAAUCUUGACACAGAAGAACUAUGUGAAUAUUUUUCUCAGCAUUUGGGCGAGUAUGAGAAUGUACUAGCAGCACUUGAAGACUUAAAUCUUUCCAUCCUGAAGGCAAUGGGAAAAACAAAAAAGGACUACCAAGAGGCCUCCAAUUUGGAACAAUUUGUAACUCGAUUUUUAUUGAAAGAGACCUUGAAUCAACUGCAGUCUCUCCAGAACUCUCUGGAAUGUGCCAUGGAAAUUACUGAGGAGCAAACUCGCCAAGAAAGACAAGGGCCAACCAAACCAGAAGUCCUGUCGAUUCAAUGGCCUGGAAAACGAUCAAGUCGUCGAGUCCAGAGACACAACAGCUUCUCUCCCAACAGCCCUCAGUUUAAUGUCUAUGGUGCAGGCUUAUUAGAAGAAGAUAACCAAUGGAUGACCCAGAUAAACAGACUCCAGAAAUUAAUUGAUAGACUGGAAAAGAAGGUUAUCAAUCAUGUAAGUAUUUCUAUACAGAAGCUUUCAAAUGAAUCUCGCUACACGAUUUACGAGUUCUGGGAGAAUAGUAGUGUGUGGAAUAGCCACCGUCAGAUGAAUUAUAGCAAGACCUUCCAAAGAAGUAAUGUGGAUUUCUUGGAAACUCCAGAACUCACAUCUACUAUGCUAGUUCCUGCUUCAUGGUGGAUCCUGAACAACUAG